Molecule: messenger RNA, 1959 nt
Organism: Ilex paraguariensis (yerba mate)
Lineage: Eukaryota; Viridiplantae; Streptophyta; Magnoliopsida; Aquifoliales; Aquifoliaceae
Source: the annotation of a GenBank genome assembly
AUGGAGGGGAUUUCUAAUGAAGUUUGUUCUCUUGCUGCACAUUGGGGUCUGGGAAAACUGAUUGCUUUCUAUGAUGACAACCAUAUCUCCAUUGAUGGUGACACGGCAAUUGCAUUCACUGAGAGUGUGGACACCCGUUUUGAGGGUCUUGGGUGGCACGUGAUCUGGGUCAAGGACGGUAACACAGGGUAUGAUGAAAUUCGUGCUGCCAUUGAGGAAGCAAAGGCUGUGAAAGACAAACCUACUUUAAUUAAGGUGACUACAACCAUCGGUUAUGGAUCCCCUAACAAGGCAAACUCAUACAGUGUACAUGGGAGUGCAUUGGGUGGUAAGGAAGUGGAUGCUACCAGGAAGAACCUUGGAUGGCCUUAUGAACCUUUCCAUGUUCCCGAGGAUGUAAAGAAGCAUUGGAGCCACCAUACCCCUGAGGGUGCUGCUCUUGAAGCUGAAUGGAAUGCAAAGUUUGCUGAAUAUGAGAAGAAGUACAAGGAGGAAGCUGCAGAGUUGAAAUCUAUCAUCAAUGGUGAAUUGCCUGCUGGUUGGGAGAAAGCUCUCCCCAUGUAUACGCCUGAGAGCCCGGCUGAUGCCACCAGGAAUCUCUCUCAACAAUGCCUAAAUGCCCUUGCAAAGGUUCUCCCUGGUCUUCUUGGUGGUAGCGCUGAUCUUGCUUCCUCCAACCUGACCCUGCUCAAAAUGUUUGGCAACUUCCAAAAGGACACACCAAAAGAACGUAAUGUCAGGUUUGGUGUCCGUGAACAUGGUAUGGGAGCCAUCUGCAAUGGGAUUGCCCUCCACAGCCCUGGCCUCAUUCCCUACUGUGCUACUUUCUUUGUAUUCACUGACUACAUGAGAGCAGCCAUUAGGAUUUCUGCCUUAUCUGAAGCUGGAGUUAUAUAUGUUAUGACUCACGAUUCAAUUGGGCUAGGAGAAGAUGGACCGACCCACCAGCCUAUUGAGCACUUGGCGAGCUUCAGAGCAAUGCCUAAUAUUUUGAUGCUCCGUCCGGCUGAUGGCAAUGAAACAGCUGGUGCCUACAAGGUUGCAGUCCUUAACAGGAAGAGACCAUCAAUCCUUGCCCUCUCUAGGCAAAAGCUGGCCCAACUUCCCGGAACUUCCAUUGAAGGAGUUGAAAAGGGAGGCUACAUUAUAUCAGACAACUCUUCAGGUAACAAGCCAGAUGUCAUCUUGAUUGGGACGGGGUCAGAAUUGGAAAUUGCAGCCAAAGCUGCUGAUGAGCUUAGAAAGGAAGGCAAGGCUGUUAGAGUUGUCUCCUUUGUUUCUUGGGAGCUUUUUGAUGAGCAAUCAGAUGAUUAUAAGGAAAGUGUCCUGCCAGUGGCUGUAUCAGCUAGAGUCAGCAUUGAAGCUGGAUCGACAUUUGGGUGGGAGAAGCUUGUUGGACCCAAAGGGAAGGCUAUUGGAAUUGAUCGGUUUGGGGCAAGUGCACCCGCAGGAAAAAUAUACAAGGAGUUUGGCAUUACAGCAGAGGCUGCUGUAGCAGCAGCUAAAGAAGUUUGCUAGGCCUUUUUAUCUUAUUUUCUUGGUUUGCUGGCAGUCUACGAAACUUGUUUAUCCUUGGGUUCUGGGAUCGGAAAUUACAGUGGACAGUUCUUGCUUAGGGGACUUGACUUGGUUCAUGGCCUCUUAGUUCUUAAUAACAAAAGAAGAUAAAGUUUUCUUUUGUUGCUUUAUCUUCUUCAGUGGAGCAGCUGAGCCUGCAAACUGAAUCAAGAUCAGAACUUACAGACUAGGGCUUAUGAAUGUUCAGUUGUACACUGAACAUGUGUGAGUUUUGUAAUUUUGUGGUUGAUUGAUAAUGAGGUUUCAUUUUCUCCAGUACUCGGUUGAUUAGGUAUCAGAUAAUAUUUCUCCUCUCUUGCAAUGUACCCAUUUCGAUUUGUAUACAAGCAAAUUGAUGAUCAAAUUAUUAAUCCCAUGAUAUUGUGACAUUAGGGUUUUGAG